Molecule: messenger RNA, 1829 nt
Organism: Arabidopsis arenosa
Lineage: Eukaryota; Viridiplantae; Streptophyta; Magnoliopsida; Brassicales; Brassicaceae
Source: the annotation of a GenBank genome assembly
GCUGCGAUUUCGAUUGAUUUUUGAUGCUGAUCUUCUUCGUGAUAGACUACUAAUCUUUCCCAAUCUAAUUAUUAUUCUCUGUUUGUUUUUCAGGUAGUGGAAGCUUGAUGUCUAAAUUGUUGCUGAAGUGCUUUAAUUAGAAAGAGAUGAGUUACACGAGCACUGAUAGUGACCAUAAUGAGUCACCAGCUGCUGAUGAUAAUGGAAGUGACUGCAGAAGUAGAUGGGAAGGUCAUGCUCUGAAGAAAGGGCCAUGGAGUUCUGCUGAAGAUGAUAUUCUUAUUGACUAUGUGAAUAAGCAUGGUGAAGGUAACUGGAAUGCUGUGCAGAGACAUACAGGCUUGUUUCGUUGUGGUAAAAGCUGUCGUCUAAGGUGGGCUAAUCAUCUGAGGCCAAACUUGAAGAAAGGAGCGUUUAGUCAAGAAGAAGAACAGCUUAUUGUUGAAUUGCAUGCUAAGAUGGGUAAUAGAUGGGCGCGUAUGGCUGCACAUUUGCCUGGCCGAACGGAUAACGAGAUAAAGAAUUAUUGGAACACUCGUAUCAAGAGGCGACAACGAGCUGGUUUACCACUUUAUCCUCCUGAAAUGCAUGUUGAAGCACUAGAUUGGAGUCAAGAGUAUGCCAAGAGUAGAGUUAUGGGAGAAGAUAGAAGACAUCAAGAUUUCUUGCAGCUGGGGAGUUGUGAAUCUAAUUUCUUCUUUGAUAGUCUUAACUUUACAGACAUGGUACCUGGUGCUUUUGACCUAGCAGAUAUGACUGCCUACAAAAAUCUGGGUAAUGGUGCAAGUUCUCCUCGAUAUGAAAACUUCAUGACACCAAUAAUGCCCUCCUCGAAGCGAGUUUGGGAAUCUGAAUUGUUGUAUCCUGGGUGUAGCAGUACCAUAAAGCAAGAAUUCUCGUCGCCUGAACAAUUCCAGAACACAUCUCCACAAAAGAUUUCCAAAACUUGCAGUUUCUCAGUUCCUUGUGAUGUUGAGCAUCCUCUCUAUGGAAACCGACAUUCACCUGUUAUGAUUUCAGAUAGCCAUACCCCUACGGAUGGCAUUGUUCCUUCUUCUAAGCCCUCAUAUGGGGCAGUGAAGCUGGAGCUCCCUUCAUUCCAAUAUUCAGAAACAACAUGUGACCAGUGGAAGAAAUCGUCAUCUCCUCCACACUCUGAUCUUCUUGAUCCCUUUGAUACUUACAUUCAGUCUCCACCACCACCAACGGGGAGAGAAGAGUCAGAUUUAUAUUCAAGUUUUGAUACUGGUCUGCUCGAUAUGUUGCUUCUGGAGGCCAAGAUCAGAAAUAAUACUACAAAGAACAAUUUCUACAAGAGCUGCGCUUCAACUAUUCCAUCAGCUGAUCUUAGCAAGGUUACUGUGUCCCAAACUAAAUCCGAGGAUUUUGACAAUUCCCUUAAGAGUUUGGUCCAUUCCGAGAUGUCCGCACAAAAUGCAGAUGGAAUUCCACCAAGGCAGAGAGAGAAAAAGCGGAAACCUCUCUUGGAUAUAACACGACCUGACGUUUUGCUUGCAUCGAGCUGGCUCGACCAUGGUUUAGGGAUUGUGAAAGAGACAGGUAGCAUGAGCGACGCACUCGCGGUUCUCCUCGGCGAUGACAUAGGAAAUGACUAUAUGAAUAUGAGUGUUGGGGCAUCCUCAGGAGUUGGGUCUUGUUCUUGGAGCAACAUGCCUCCUGUCUGUCAAAUGACGGAACUACCCUAACGAGCCCGGGAAAUCCUCAUGGACUAGCAACUGCCAAUGCAAGAACAAUAUCUUUUUCUUUGAGCCUUUUGUUCACAGCCGAUACUUUGUUGGCUUCUGUACCAAUAACCCAUAUCACGAUUC